Messenger RNA from Jatropha curcas, 530 nucleotides. The record is from RefSeq and is a predicted model, not a curated record. Lineage: Eukaryota; Viridiplantae; Streptophyta; Magnoliopsida; Malpighiales; Euphorbiaceae.
GUAACUAAAAGAUAUUACAAAUGGGAGAGACCAAGAUCUUGAAAUAUAUUACUAUUAUUAUAGUGAAUAUGUUGUUCUUGUUCAUCCAUGUUAGAUCUGAAGUAGUUUAUACAGUUGGUGAUGAAGAAGGCUGGACUUCUGAUUCAAAUUUUGGUUCAUGGUCACACAAAUAUAAUUUUAGUGUUGGCGAUGUUCUUGUUUUCAAGUAUGUGAAGGGACAACACAAUGUGUAUGAGGUAAUGGAGAAGACAUAUAGAUCAUGUGAUACAAGCAGUGGAGUUAUAGCAAAAUAUGAGAGUGGAAAUGAUGAAAUAAAACUCACCCAACAAAAGAAGUAUUGGUUCAUUUGCAAUGUAGAUGGGCAUUGUCUUGGAGGAAUGAGAUUUGAGAUUGAUGUUAAAAGACAAUCCAUUUCUACUUCAAAUGGUGAACCAAUUCCACCACCAACCUCUUCUACUACAAAGCAUGCCUUGGACCCAUGGAAUAUUUAUUGCCUUGUUGCAUUUGGAAUUUUAUUCAAAUUCAAUUGA